AUGACGUUUUGUUACUGUGGGAAUAACCUAAGUUUAGCCAUUGCAAAUCUCACUCUACCUAAGUUUAAUCUUGCACAUAAGGGUGCUGCUCACCGUGUUGAGACAACAGAGACUUUUGGGGUACCUUGGAAGGGUGCUAGAUUGGUUGUCGCGAAUGGAAGUACCGCGGAAUUUAGAGUGGAGGCGGAUACAAAAUCUAGGUAUACGUAUUGGUAUUGGAUUUCAGAAAAGUUUCUCCGAUCAAAGAUAAAGCAACUGAGAUUAGCAGUUAACAUUAGUGUCAAUGAUCAAGGGUUGUCUGUGAAAGAUAAGUUGGAGCUUUCUAACGCUUACAUGCUUGCUAGUGACUGCAUUUGCACUGUCAUUGUUGCAUUAUUUGUUUUUGCUACAACUAUUUGCUUGUUAUAA
Messenger RNA from Papaver somniferum (opium poppy), 408 nucleotides. RefSeq lists its product as uncharacterized. The record is from RefSeq and is a predicted model, not a curated record. The coding region runs from base 1 to 408 and encodes 135 amino acids. The transcript has a single exon. Lineage: Eukaryota; Viridiplantae; Streptophyta; Magnoliopsida; Ranunculales; Papaveraceae.